This is a messenger RNA of Pteronotus mesoamericanus, 3675 nucleotides long. It is a transcript of the gene LRRC8C, whose product is annotated as leucine rich repeat containing 8 VRAC subunit C. Bases 177 to 2588 code for a protein of 803 amino acids. Lineage: Eukaryota; Metazoa; Chordata; Mammalia; Chiroptera; Mormoopidae. Gene Ontology annotation, molecular function: protein binding. The record is from RefSeq and is a predicted model, not a curated record. The transcript is spliced from 3 exons.
GAGGACCGGAGGGAGGCGCCGCUGUGGCCGCGGGUGCAGUGCUGCGGGCGCGACAAGCCAUGAGAAGCGGCCCCGCGGGCGACCCUGCUGUCGCUGGCCGCCGCUGAACCCGGCCGGGAGACACCUCGAGGCUCCCCAGUAUCCUCUGCAGUCGGCACCCUCGCGCCCAGAGAAACAUGAUUCCAGUGACAGAGUUCCGGCAGUUCUCUGAGCAGCAGCCUGCCUUCCGGGUGCUGAAGCCGUGGUGGGAUGUGUUCACUGAUUACCUUUCAGUGGCCAUGCUGAUGAUCGGUGUGUUUGGAUGUACUUUACAGGUCAUGCAAGACAAGAUCAUUUGCCUUCCAAAAAGAGUUCAGCCAUCUCAGAACCACUCUUCCGUUUCAAAUGUCUCUCAAGCAGUUGCCGGAACGACCCCAUUGCCUCCGCCUAAACCAUCUUCGACUAACCCCAUCACUGUGGAAAUGAAAGGACUGAAGACAGAUCUGGACCUCCAACAGUACAGCUUUAUAAACCAGAUGUGCUACGAGCGAGCCCUCCACUGGUAUGCCAAAUAUUUCCCUUACCUUGUCCUCAUCCAUACCCUGGUCUUCAUGCUCUGCAGCAACUUUUGGUUCAAAUUUCCUGGCUCCAGCUCCAAAAUAGAACAUUUUAUUUCCAUCCUGGGGAAGUGUUUUGACUCCCCCUGGACCACACGGGCUUUAUCGGAAGUGUCCGGGGAAGACUCAGAAGAGAAGGACAACAGGAAGAACAACAUGAGCAGGUCCAACACCACCCAGUCUGGUCCAGAAGGCAACCUGGUCAACUCUCAGUCUUUAAAGUCAAUUCCUGAGAAGUUUGUAGUGGACAAAAGUACUGCAGGGGCUCUGGAUAAGAAGGAAGGGGAACAAGCAAAAGCCUUAUUUGAGAAGGUGAAGAAGUUCAGGCUGCAUGUAGAAGAAGGUGAUAUACUAUAUGCUAUGUAUGUUCGCCAGACCGUGCUUAAAGUUAUAAAAUUCCUAAUCAUCAUUGCGUAUAAUAGCGCCCUGGUUUCCAAGGUCCAAUUCACAGUGGACUGUAAUGUUGACAUUCAGGACAUGACUGGAUAUAAGAACUUUUCUUGCAAUCACACCAUGGCACACUUGUUCUCAAAACUUUCCUUUUGCUACCUGUGCUUUGUAAGUAUCUACGGACUGACAUGCCUUUAUACCUUAUACUGGCUGUUCUACCGUUCUCUAAGGGAAUACUCUUUUGAGUAUGUCCGGCAGGAGACUGGUAUCGAUGAUAUUCCAGACGUGAAAAAUGACUUUGCUUUUAUGCUUCAUAUGAUAGAUCAGUAUGACCCUCUCUAUUCCAAGAGAUUUGCAGUGUUCCUCUCUGAAGUGAGCGAAAACAAAUUAAAGCAGCUAAACUUAAACAACGAGUGGACUCCCGAUAAACUGAGGCAGAAGCUACAGACAAAUGCCCAUAACCGGCUGGAAUUGCCUCUCAUCAUGCUCUCUGGCCUUCCAGACACUGUUUUUGAAAUUACAGAGUUGCAGUCUCUAAAGCUUGAGAUCAUUAAGAACGUAAUGAUACCAGCCACCAUUGCGCAACUAGACAAUCUCCAAGAGCUCUCGCUUCACCAGUGCUCCGUCAAAAUCCACAGCGCGGCACUCUCUUUCCUGAAGGAAAACCUCAAGGUCUUGAGUGUGAAGUUUGACGAUAUGAGAGAGCUGCCCCCCUGGAUGUAUGGACUCCGGAAUCUGGAAGAGCUCUACCUGGUUGGCUCUCUAAGUCACGAUAUUUCCAAAAAUGUCACCCUUGAGUCUCUGCGGGAUCUUAAAAGCCUUAAAAUUCUCUCUAUCAAAAGCAACGUGUCCAAAAUCCCUCAGGCAGUGGUAGAUGUUUCCAGCCAUCUUCAGAAGAUGUGCAUCCACAACGACGGCACCAAGCUGGUGAUGCUCAACAAUUUAAAGAAGAUGACCAACCUGACCGAGCUGGAGCUGGUCCACUGUGACCUGGAGCGCAUUCCUCACGCUGUGUUCAGCCUGCUCAGCCUCCAGGAAUUGGACCUCAAGGAAAAUAACCUGAAAUCUAUAGAAGAAAUCGUUAGCUUCCAGCACUUGAGAAAGCUGACAGUGUUAAAACUGUGGCACAACAGCAUCACCUAUAUCCCAGAGCAUAUAAAGAAACUCACCAGCCUGGAGCGUCUGUCCUUUAGUCACAACAAAAUAGAGGUGCUGCCUUCCCACCUCUUCCUAUGCAACAAAAUCCGAUACUUAGACUUAUCCUACAAUGACAUUCGCUUUAUCCCACCUGAAAUCGGAGUUCUACAAAGUUUACAGUAUUUUUCCAUCACUUGUAACAAAGUGGAGAUACUUCCAGACGAACUCUACUUCUGCAAGAAACUUAAAACUCUAAAGAUUGGGAAAAACAGCCUAUCAGUACUUUCACCAAAAAUCGGAAAUUUACAGUUUCUUUCCUACUUAGAUGUUAAAGGCAAUCACUUUGAAAUCCUCCCUCCCGAACUCGGUGACUGUCGAGCUCUGAAGAGGGCUGGUUUAGUUGUGGAAGAUGCUCUAUUUGAAACUCUGCCUUCUGAUGUCCGAGAGCAAAUGAAAACAGAAUAACUUAUUUUUGUUUGAAGUUUGACUGAAACAUGCUUCUACCAAAUACAGUAUAAAUAAUUAGGUAGUCUUAAUGCCUUUCCUAUUUUAUGUUUUUUUUUCUUUUCACACGAAACAAAAUGUACACAAAAGAUUAAGUAAGGAGUAUGUAUUUUUUAAUAAAAAUUUAAUUGUAUUUUUUCAGUAUUAAUAUUUUAAAGUUUUAUUUGUCCUGGUACCUAAUGUACCUGUUACUGUUUUCUACUGGCAGAAACAGAUGGUUCCAUCUGUUUUUUGUUUUGUUUUCUUGUUGUUGUUUUCAGUUCAUUCUGGUGAAGGGGAGAGAAUUUUAAGUUGCAUUCUUUUUAGUAUUUUUUUUAAAUAGAUGAAGAUUACUUGCCAAGGUCAUUCUUAGCUUGUUUACACCUGUACAGUUCCUUGCUUUUGUUGUCAUUGUUUGUAUACCAAGGAAUCUGUGCUAGUUAUUUUAAUACCAGCUGCCUUCUCCAUUAGCCAAGCCUUUCAUUGUAUAUAGUUCAUUCUUUUUGGCUUAAAUUCACAUAAGUGCAUUGUCACAGAUUAUUAUUUUAAAAUUUCCCCCCCCAUCUCUAAGGGAACUCUAAAUUAUGUUAUUUCAUAUACCUGAUAGGUAAACUUAUCCUUAAACAAGAACUUUUUAAGUGAGUGAAGACAAUAAUCUUCCAUAGUUGGCAUGCUUGAAUUGGUCAUUUAUAAUUUAAUUGAUUUCCAUUUUUACCAACAUUUAAAAAUAUUUAAAAACUAAAUACAGAGGCUCCCUGCUUUAAUCUCAAUGUAGCUAUGUAGUACUGGUGAACAACCUUAGAGAACCUAGAUUUAUUUUAAUUAAGAUAGGUAAUUAAAUUUAAAUAUCAUAGAAUUAGAAGCCUGGUUUUUGAGUAAUUUAAUCAUCUUUGAUAUCUUAAUAUGUAGAUAAAUCAGAUGAAAAAAAUUCACUACUAAAGCGCUCUGUUAAAGAGAUGGUGCACGCCAGUCCAGCCCACUGAUUUCCUCUAGGCAGUGCGGCUGUGCAAUCUAUUCAAAUUCUGCCUGUUGCACAGAAAAAUCCGUGUGUGUGUGUGUGUGUGUGUGU